GGCCGGGGCGGGCCCAGGCCGGCCGGAGGGGCGGGCUCAGCGGCAGCCCCCGGCGAGGAUCAGUGCGCCUGCGCUGACAGACGCAAGAUGGCGGACAGUGCGGAACUAAAGCAAAUGGUUAUGAGCCUUAGAGUUUCUGAACUUCAAGUAUUGUUGGGCUACGCUGGGAGAAACAAACACGGACGCAAACACGAACUUCUCACAAAGGCCCUGCAUUUACUCAAGGCUGGCUGUAGUCCUGCUGUACAAAUGAAAAUUAAAGAACUCUAUAGGCGGCGGUUCCCCCAGAAAAUCAUGACGCCUGCGGACUUGUCUAUCCCCAAUGUACAUUCAAGUCCUAUGCCAGCAACUUUGUCUCCAUCUACCAUUCCACAGCUUACUUAUGAUGGUCACCCCGCAUCGUCACCGUUGCUCCCUGUUUCUCUUCUGGGACCUAAACAUGAACUGGAACUCCCACAUCUUACAUCAGCUCUUCACCCAGUCCAUCCGGAUAUAAAACUUCAAAAACUACCAUUUUAUGACUUACUGGAUGAACUGAUAAAACCCACCAGUCUAGCAUCAGACAACAGUCAGCGGUUUCGAGAAACCUGUUUUGCAUUUGCCUUGACCCCGCAACAAGUGCAGCAGAUCAGUAGCUCCAUGGAUAUUUCUGGGACCAAAUGUGACUUCACAGUGCAGGUCCAGUUAAGGUUUUGUUUAUCUGAAACCAGUUGUCCACAGGAAGAUCACUUCCCACCCAAUCUUUGUGUGAAAGUGAACACAAAACCUUGCAGCCUUCCAGGUUACCUUCCACCUACUAAAAAUGGUGUGGAACCAAAGCGACCCAGCAGACCAAUUAAUAUCACCUCACUUGUUCGAUUGUCCACAACAGUACCAAAUACCAUUGUUGUUUCUUGGACUGCAGAAAUUGGAAGAACCUAUUCCAUGGCAGUAUAUCUUGUAAAACAGUUGUCCUCAACAGUUCUUCUUCAGAGGUUACGAGCAAAGGGAAUAAGGAACCCGGAUCAUUCUAGAGCUUUAAUUAAAGAGAAAUUGACUGCGGAUCCAGACAGUGAAAUUGCUACAACCAGCCUAAGGGUUUCUCUGCUAUGUCCACUUGGCAAAAUGCGGCUGACAAUUCCAUGCCGGGCCCUCACGUGUUCUCAUCUGCAGUGUUUCGAUGCAACUCUGUAUAUUCAGAUGAAUGAGAAAAAGCCAACCUGGGUGUGUCCUGUCUGCGAUAAGAAGGCUCCCUAUGAACACCUUAUUAUAGAUGGCUUGUUUAUGGAAAUCCUAAAGUACUGCACAGACUGUGAUGAAAUACAGUUCAAGGAGGACGGCUCCUGGGCGCCGAUGCGAUCGAAAAAGGAAGUGCAGGAAGUUUCUGCCUCCUACAACGGAGUUGAUGGGUGCUUGAGUUCCACUUUGGAGCAUCAGGUGGCUUCUCACAACCAGUCCUCCAAUAAAAACAAGAAGGUCGAGGUGAUUGACUUGACUGUGGACAGCUCGUCUGACGAGGAGGAAGAAGAGCCAUCUGCCAAGAGAAGCUGCCCUUCCCUCUCUCCUACCUCUCCGCUGAACAAUAAAGGCAUUUUAAGUCUUCCACACCAAGCAUCUCCAGUGUCCCGCACCCCAAGCCUUCCUGCUGUAGACACGAGCUACAUCAAUACCUCCCUCAUCCAAGACUACAGGCACCCUUUCCACAUGACACCCAUGCCUUACGACUUGCAAGGAUUAGAUUUCUUUCCUUUCUUGUCGGGAGACAAUCAGCAUUACAACACCUCCCUGCUCGCAGCCGCGGCUGCUGCAGUCUCGGAUGACCAGGACCUGCUGCACUCGUCGCGGUUCUUCCCAUAUACCUCCUCCCAGAUGUUCCUUGACCAGCUGAGUGCAGGAGGCAGCACGUCCCUGCCUGCCACCAAUGGGAGCAGCAGUGGCAGCAACAGCAGCCUCGUGUCUUCCAACAGCCUGAGGGAGAGCCACAGCCACACAGUGGCCAGCAGGAGCAGCACGGACGCUGCGUCCGUGUUUGGCAUCAUACCAGACAUUAUCUCCCUGGACUGAGCCUCGCCUGCUGCUCCUGAGGGAGUCAAGUGGGCAGGAGAAAGAGAACUUUAUGCUGUUUUAUCUUAUUCUGUUUAGAAAAGUUCACAAGCGUGUUUCUUUUUUCCUUUUUUUAGGGAAAAAAUUAAAAGAAAUGUACAGAGAACAAAACUAUAUUUUCAGUUUUACUUUUGUAUAUAAAUCUAAGACUGCCUGUCUGAUAAAACACUUGUUUAAAAAAAAAAAAAAAAAAAGGAAAGAAAAGAAAAAAAGCACCCAUAAACCACCUUCAGUACUUUUUUUCUGGAUUCUGAAGAUUUUUUUCAUCAUUUGUCCUAUGGUUUUGGUUUUAUUUUACUUCAAUGGCAUUAUUUUAUUUUAUUUUAUUUGCAAUAACAGAAAAGGAAUUGCAUGUAUGAAGUUUUUAAUUAUGGGCUUUGUUGUGGGGAGGGGGUGGGAGAUAGUUUGAUUUCCAUUUUUAAAACAUGACAGACUUGCAUUUUGUGUGUGUGUGUGCGUGUGUGUGUGCGCUCACACAUGUGCGCACCCACACCUUACCCAGCCUUAAGUUAUAAGUCAUCUGUCCACUGCAUUCCCUAUGUAUUUUCAGGAUGUAGUUCAUGGGUGUGCGUGUUGUGUGUGCAUCUAUAUGUAUUUUUCUGUCCUCACUGUCCCUCUCCUCCUGAGUUUGCAUUCAGUUCAUGAUCAGUUCCUUGCCUGCUUCUUUUAAAGUGCUUUGAAGGUCUUGACUUUACGUGUGAGUAUCUAACAACUAGCCUGGUUGCAUGUCGCUGUCACAUACUCUCUGGCUUGCUAUAUAGCCCCUGAGAAUAUGCUCUCAUGAUACUGGAAUAAUACUAUCUGGGUGAGGAAGAGGCUUAGCAGACCUGUGAGUGAGACACUUUAGCUUAGGUCCUGAUUCUGAGCCCGGACUGCCAAUAUUGUAUAUUUUUAAGCAAAGUCUGUGAGUCCCUGCUCUUUUGGCCACAGGGUAACAGGUUCUUGUGUAAGAUCGUCAUACCAAAGUAGGAGGCAGAAAUGGCUUAGAAAGCCCUGCUGCGGGUCUCAUGCAGCUGAAGGAAGGCUGAUGUCACCUCCGAAAGUAAGAGGAGUCAGUUAUUGUAGACGUCAAUCCUGUUUGGGGAUACAGUGCGCCACACAGGUGGAUCACUUGAAAUUUAAAAUGCGUUUAAACCUCAGCCAUUUUUAUUCUCUGGUUCCGAAUGUUCUUAAUUCCUUUGCCUAUCUACCUUGUUUAUUUUUUACUUUUUAAUAGCAAGCAUGACAUAGGAAAUUCAUUUCUUAGGAAUUCAUGGAUCAGUCUGAUUUCCUCUUAAUAGUGGAACAUGUAAAUAUAUUGAAAACUUUUUCAGGAAGUAAAGUGCCGAAGGGAGGGCAAAGUAGUUCUACUUUGGUCCCAGACGUAGGCGAUACUGCAUUCUCAGUUAUGGGAAUUGUGUUUCAGUUCAUUGAGAGUCCAGGUUUAAGAAAAGCUAAAGCGGGGGCAUAGGGACUGCCAGUUUUUCAGACUGGAUUUCUUCUGUCAAAGCUGUUAAUAUUUUCAGAAUUGAUUAAGGACCACCUUUUCUUGUCAUUUUAAACUUUGCCUUGUUAACAAAACGACCUACUUUAAUCUGGGUAGAAUUUAAAAUGUCUAUAUCUUCGGUUGUAUGAUAAAAUUAAUGGUUCACAUGACUGUGUGGCAUCUAAAAAUAAUAUCUUUUUACAGCAAUCUCUGUUACUAAAUUGUUGACUUGAAUUUUGAAAAACAAGUUAGUGUCGAUAUGUAUAUGUGUGUGUGUAUAUAUGUAUUUAUAACAAGUGUGUGUGGGUAACAAGUGAGUUUUACUUAGUCUUCCCCUAUGCAUGUGUAUUUCACACAUAAAUGGCUGAGUCAUAGUCACAAAACAAUUCGCAAUAAAAAAAAAAAACAGGUUCAUUGUCAGUUAAAACAGGAAAUAAUUUUUUAAGUGAAACUGGUGUUGUGGUGAGUAAACACUUUAAAAACUCUUAUUGCCAUGCUAAUUUAGGCCAAUUUCAAGUAGUAUAAUUUGUGUCUAAAUCUUUAUGGGGCUAGAAAUUACUAAAAUUGUGGGCCGUUUUUUCUGAUUUUACACUGUGAUAAACUUCUACGUAACUACCUAAGAUAAAGUGAUAGGUUUGGGGGGGAUUUUUUGGUUUUGUUUUCUGUCAUUGUUAGUGGCCUGAAAAUUCUUAUCAAUAACUUCAUGUAUGAUGCUGAAUUACUGUUUGAAUGAUCCAGUUGAAAACCUGUACCUGUAUUUCCUAUAGCCCAGUUCCAGGGCGGUGCAGGUUAAUCUCUUACCAGCCUAAGGAAAGAUUCAGUGGUAGGGAGAAAUCAGUGUCUGUCUAGCGGCUGUGGUCAGGACCCCACAGAGACCGAACCAUUCACUCGUCCUUUGAUUUUAGUUCAUUCCAAUCUGUGAGGAGUUUGUCCCUUCAGUUGUUGAAUUUCUAAAGUGUUGUAUGAAUUAGUAGUUAUCUGUUGGUAUCAUGGUCCAUAAGUUACCCCGACUUUCAUGAUCUGUCGUAAUUAUCAGUAGAGUCAUGCACUACAUCUUUAUAUCUUUUAAUUUUUUUUUUAAAGCAUAUAGUCACUUUCUCUCUUUUUCUCCUUAGCCCACCCUCCCUCUCCAGCCCAGCCCAGGCCGACAUUGCUGUGCUCUCUGGACAAAGAGCGAUUCUCAGACUCUAGGCAAGUUGCCAGCAGCCCCGUGGCCUCGGUCUUUAGUGUGCAUAUGUUCGUGUUUCUGUACAGCACUACCGUGUGUGCAUGCAUGUGUGUCUAUGUGCACACAGACUCGGCUGACUAGCAGGUGAAGUGGCUUUCGAUUCCUAUGUGGGCAUUAUUGGACACAUCAUUUUAAAAAUACAGUCUGCAACUUAACCAUGCCACACUUGGUGGACUAGUUUAUUGUGAGAAUUAAAAUUUCCUGCUAGAAUUUAGACUCUUAACAAUUCCACAUCAUUAGUGACUCAAGGAACAUUUGCUUAAAGUUUCAGAAAUACCUUUUUAGUAGUUUCCUUUGAGAAAAGUUUGUGAAGUUGAAAGUAUAUCCUAGUUGUUAAUAAAUGUGGAAUGAACAUUAUUUUGAAACAAUUUUAAUUUUAAAUACAACUUACAGGAUCUUCAAGAUUGUUGAAAGCACAUUUGAAUUUAUUUUAGUAAUAAUUUAGUUUUAUCAAUACAUAUUGAAUUGCGUUUUUGUUUUGUUUUGUUUUAUGGAACACAAAGCUUAGCUUUCAGAAAGCGGGAGGGAGACUAGCCGGUGGUCCCAGAGCGCGCUGCUGCUGUUUAAUUAACAAGGGGAAAGUGUAUAUAGAUAGAUAUAAAACUUACCAUAAAUUCCAUGAACUUAAAUCUGUGAUUCAUUGCCUUAAAACUUUUUCUCUUAGAAUUUCCAUACCGCAUGCCAAACCAGUAAAAUGGCUUUUAAAAAUGUAUAGUAGACCAAUGUCAGUUUGUAUAAAAGUUACCAAGUGAAAAUAUUUAUUACAUGCAUUGGAAAAAAAUUGUUUACUUAUUGAAUGUUACCUGUUUAUGUAGAGCUCUUUAGAUGUAAUAAAAGAAAGCCUUCAGUUAA
Molecule: messenger RNA, 5627 nt
Organism: Octodon degus (degu)
Lineage: Eukaryota; Metazoa; Chordata; Mammalia; Rodentia; Octodontidae
Gene: Pias1
Product: protein inhibitor of activated STAT 1
Exons: 14
Coding region: 88-2043 (651 amino acids)
Biological process (GO): regulation of transcription by RNA polymerase II; protein sumoylation
Molecular function (GO): SUMO ligase activity; zinc ion binding; transcription coregulator activity
Source: RefSeq, a predicted model, not a curated record